GAGAAAUCCGUCAUUUCCGAGUCACCCUUCCCUGGUCAUGCGUGGCAUAUCUAGGAUCUCUGCAUUCGCCGUGAAACAAAAAUAAAAAUAAGAUUACAUAUUCACCGAUGGUUUCCACUGACGAUACGUCGAAGCAGAUUUCCGCGAUGCAGAAAGACCGUACGCGAGGAGCGUGGCGAGCGCGAAAGUGGAGAAAAUGAAAGAAGAAGCGCUCGACCCUUGAUCUUCCGCGAAAAUGGGAAUUAAUUGGGCGUUAAUUAUAGGGGAGAAAGCUACGGGAUCGCGCACAAGGUCUCUGAGGAAAUACGAGGACGCGUCGGGACAGGACGAGACACACUACGACGAAAAUGCGAAGCGAGAUCGAUAGAACUCGUCGGCGUGAUUCUGCCGCGGAGUGCGCCGAAUUUCGUAAGCAAAUGAUGAAAACAACAACGAUAGGAAAUCUUAAUUAAUACGCUGGCGCGACGAUCGCUCGCAACUCGCUCGUGACACUUUUAUUUUCGCCAGCACGCGCCGCUGCUACCUGACACGUUUGGUCACACCUCGUGACUGCAGGGACGCAGCUGUAAAAAUUGAUUAACACGCCGCUAUCUGAUUUUGGUCGCGAUUAAUCCCUCCGCGCAUUCCUCUCUCCAAGUCCUGAAGAACGACAGGACGAAUCAACCAAGUGCGGUUACUCGUUUCUGGCUUCUGAUCAAGCGCGUCGACGACAAAUCUGCGAACGAAUGGAAGCGUGAGGAGCUUCACCACGACAGGUGGAGGCGACUUUUUCUUUUCACUGCAAGGGAGCUCCGUGUUUGUCCCUGGAGGGUGGCUAUGCGCCAGCAUCCCAUGCAUGACCGCCAUAUAAUAGGUGAAACUUGACAAAUUAGAGAGCCACUUUCGCGUCAUCUCCGCAGCGGACAGUCGUCGAAUUUGCCGCGACUCACAACGUCGGAACUGAUACGCAUAAUUCGAUAACUCGGCAUCCGAGGCACUUUGAGCUGCGUUGGGAAGUGCGUUAAGUAUUCACGGUCUCAUUUGGACGUCCUCAUCCGUCGCGACUAUGACGCUCAUCAUCCUGAUCCUCUCCGUCGUCGUGGCUGUUUGUUGUGCCUUGACGGAGAAAACUGAAUUUCAACCUACAACUGAACUCUCGAAGAAACACUCGGCGGAAGAUCGACUUCUCGCGAACGUCGUUCGCGCCGAGAACUCGUCGCAGCUGAUCCCCGACAAGAGCGACGAGGAAGAGCUGAAGACGACAGACAAGAAGCCGAGAACAGUCAUACAUCGUGAUUCGAGCCUCGACUCCAGAGGUUCUAGCUGUUGCGGCUCCAGGCACAGUUCCAGCGGGUUCGCGCGACCCGACCACAAUUACAACAAGAUCCCCGUUGAAACCGGACGGUACCCUUCUCAGUACGGCGAGCGGCACCCUAUCGACAGGUUCGGAUGGCAAACUCAAUCUCGACCUUCGAGUUCCACCGCGAGCGGCGGCGGUAGACCGUCAGGAGGCGGCGGAAGUUACAGCGGAAACGGAGUUUACGCGGGAAGCCAGUCGGGUGAUAGAUAUGGAUCGCGACCUGCAUACGGAAGUGAGAGCACUAACAGACCUGGCGCUUCGGGCUACGGCUCGGGGAACAGCGGUGGAUUUGGCGUUAGUACCUGGGGUUUCAGCAGGCCGACCGGAUACGGAGGUCCAGUCGGAGGCGGUGGCGGCGGUGGCUAUGGGAUUUCGGGCACGUUGGCCGACGGUGACGAAUUCGGUCCUGGCGACCCGGUUUUCUCGGACGGAAACGCAUCGCAACAUCCCGGAAAUGUCCAGGCACAAAAGGCCGUAGCUUUGAAAGCUCUAGCUGGCGUCGCAUUGAUCGGCGCAGCAGCGGCAUUAGCUUCGAAUCCGGUGCUCCUACCAAUCGGCAUCGUGGCGGGAAGAAAAAAGCGGUCGGAGAGCUUCUCGGAGGAGGUGCAGCCCGAAGUCCAAACGGAUUACAUCAUACAUAUGUUGAGGGAAAAUUUAGCUAAGAUACAAAAAGAUGGCUCGAGCAAUCGACUGAUCGUCUCUCCGAGAUGUGUCGCCAGAUUGACCUGCGAGAUUCAGAAGGACUAUUUGUCUGACCUCGGCAAGGAUUUCGAGAUCGUAAACACGCAACGGAAACAAUAUCUUACCAAUUUGAUACGAAACAACGUUCUCAAUACCGCUUCUGUGAGCGUGAAUGUAAAGAACCUGAUCAAAUUGGCCGUCGGCGUCGCGACAGAGGACAAAAACUGCGAUGUGUUUUCCUGUAGUUACAUAAGGAAAGGUUGAAUGCUAAAAUUAUUUUUAAGCAUCUCGUAUUAUUAUAUAUAUCAUUCGUCCCCCCUUCUGAAACAAUAUAGUUCGUAUUUUAAAUAUUCACUAUAAUAUAUAAAAUUGUAUAUUACAGUUAAUAUCUAAAAUACGAGCUAAAUGGCGCGCGCUUAUUUCGUUAUACUUUAUUCAGUCAAACACAAUGAUAUCACAAUGCCGAUCUCCAGCAACUACCAAGGUCUAAUGUAUUUAUAAUUUUAGAAAUAUUUCAUUAAUUUUAACUAUAGCUUAAUUUCUAUUAUAUCUUGAACGUUUCUCACGAGUCUAUAAUUUUGCAUCUUUAAUAUACUUGUCACGAAUUUAAGAUUGAAGUUUGUUUUCUAUUCAGAUAUAAUUAGACCCAAUUUGGAAGAAUUAUUCUUUAUGAUCACAGCAUAAGAAUAGAACUAAGAGCGGUA
Odontomachus brunneus is the source of this 2724-nucleotide messenger RNA. Its product is annotated as keratin, type I cytoskeletal 10-like. The transcript has 7 exons. Lineage: Eukaryota; Metazoa; Arthropoda; Insecta; Hymenoptera; Formicidae. The record is from RefSeq and is a predicted model, not a curated record. Bases 1046 to 2284 code for a protein of 412 amino acids.